Molecule: messenger RNA, 2110 nt
Organism: Notothenia coriiceps (black rockcod)
Lineage: Eukaryota; Metazoa; Chordata; Actinopteri; Perciformes; Nototheniidae
Product: aspartate aminotransferase, mitochondrial-like
Exons: 8
Coding region: 1-1143 (380 amino acids)
Biological process (GO): L-aspartate catabolic process; biosynthetic process
Cellular component (GO): mitochondrion
Molecular function (GO): pyridoxal phosphate binding; L-aspartate:2-oxoglutarate transaminase activity
Source: RefSeq, a predicted model, not a curated record
AUGUCCACAAAAUCAUGGAUUUUUGAUGUACAAAGAAGGGACUACCAGUCAAGGAAUUCUUUUUUGCACAUAUUUAUUUGGACUCUUUCCUUCCAGGCCGAGGCGAUCAUCUCAUCCAAACAGAUGGAUAAGGAGUACCUUGGCAUUGGUGGUUUGGGGGAGUUCACCAAGUCCUGCGCCCAACUGGCUUUUGGUAAUGAUGCUGAGGUCUUGAAAAGCGGCAGGAACAUCACUGUCCAGACCAUCUCAGGAACUGGAUCUCUGCGCAUUGGAGGCAACUUUUUGUCUCGCUUCCACGGAGGUCCACGUGAUGUGUAUCUGCCCAAACCCUCCUGGGGAAACCACACACCCAUCUUUAAAGACGCAGGCAUGCAGCUCAAGGGGUACAGAUACUACGACCCGUCCACCUGCGGCUUCGACUUCACAGGAGCUCUGGAUGACAUCUCUAAAAUCCCAGAGCAGAGUGUGAUCAUGCUGCACGCGUGUGCCCACAACCCCACCGGUGUGGACCCCAGGCCUGAGCAGUGGAAGGAGAUCUCUGACAUUGUGAAGAAAAGGAACCUGCUGGUGUUCUUCGACAUGGCCUAUCAGGGCUUCGCCAGCGGAGACAUCGACCGUGAUGCCUGGGCUGUGCGCUACUUCGUUGAGCAGGGCCACAACAUCCUGCUGUCCCAGUCCUUCGCCAAGAACAUGGGGCUCUACGGUGAGCGUGUGGGCGGCUUCACUGUGGUGUGUAAAGACGCAGAGGAGGCAAAGAGGGUCGAGUCUCAACUUAAGAUCCUCAUCAGACCCAUUUACUCCAACCCACCCAUGAACGGAGCCAGAAUCGCAGCAACCAUUCUCAACACACCCGAUCUCUACUCAGUCUGGCUGGGUGAGGUCAAAGAAAUGGCUGAGCGCAUCAUUAGGAUGAGAGAAGAGCUGGCGGCCGGUCUGAAGAAGGAGGGCUCCUCCAAGAACUGGCAGCACGUCAUCGAUCAGAUCGGGAUGUUCUGCUUCACUGGACUCAAACCCGACCAGGUUGAGCGCCUGACGAAGGAGUUUUCCGUGUACAUGACCAAGGAUGGCCGAAUCUCCAUGGCAGGCGUGACCUCUGGGAACGUGGGCUACCUGGCUCAGGGGAUCCAUGCCGUCACCAAGUAGAGUGGAUCCUGCUGGCAGAGCUAUGAAAUCAAAGCAGCAGUGUGAUCGAGGGGCUUAAUGCUUCACUUAUUCUCUGUCUCCUCCAUUCCACCUUUUCGAAAAGAGCACUAUGUUUAGUUAGGCAUUUUCUUGAUCGGAUUUCAUCAUGAGUUUAACUUGGAAACUGAUGUCGAAUGCAUUUCGAUUUUUGUGUUGAUGGUUUACAUUUCACUAAACUGGCUCCCCUGCUAAAUUGUAACUGACAUGUUUUCCCCCUGACGAAUCAUCUUUGCUUAUUUAUUAUCUGGAAUCAACUCUUGGCUAUGCAUUAGUGUCCUCCUCUUUGUGUGCCGCUCAUCUGCUUUUGGCCCACUCACAAUAAAACAUCCAGAAUCGGGGUAAUGUUAGCACUAUUGAGGUCUCUGUUUCUAUGUGAAAGCCUGUAGAAUAUGCAAAUUUUUCUUCUUUCUUUGUUUUGUCUUAAUUCUAAUAGUGGCAUUUUAGCACUUUAUAAGUUGUAAGGCACUGUUUGCGUUUCCAGAUUAGGCUGAUCUCUAAUGGUCCAUCUGAACUAAUCAAUCAUCCAGUAAUGUCCUCAUUAUCUGUCUUUGGAAUUUUCCUUACCAUCUCCCUUGUAAUCGGUACUUUUCCAGAGGGUUUUGUCAAUUUUUAUUUUGGUUUCAAUAGUUGGUGGUAACAACAGUUUCUCAGUCAGUCCUUUUUCAACCCCUUAAAUAAAAAACAAGCACACAGGCCAGUUUUAAUUUCAAUCAUGGAGGCUUUGUAUUUGACACAAAUGUCUGUGUUGUUAAUAAAAGAUGAGUGGGGUAAAGAAAUAUGUUCAUGCUGCUCAUUCAGUCAGACAUUAUGGUGUACAGUGUAUGAAUCUGUUCAUCUUGUUCAUCAAUGUUUUGCAUUCUGUCAGAAUAUAAUGGAUCACUGGACAUGUACCUUAUUGAACAAACAAUAAAUGGUUAUAGAGAAGUGA